Molecule: messenger RNA, 1191 nt
Organism: Brassica napus (rape)
Lineage: Eukaryota; Viridiplantae; Streptophyta; Magnoliopsida; Brassicales; Brassicaceae
Exons: 1
Coding region: 1-1191 (396 amino acids)
Source: RefSeq, a predicted model, not a curated record
AUGGCUCGAUUCUCUCGACAAGACAAAGUUCAAAAAACGACCAACGAACAGCUAGCUGCUUUGGUCGCAGCACUCACAGCUCCUGACGGCCAGACGAGCCGUCCCCAACUGAUACGCCGUCUCCUCUUCAACAAAAACCCUACGGCGAUGGGCGGCAACCACGUCUCAGACGACUCAAAACCUAACGAACCCCUCCCCGCCGACGCUCCCCAGAUAGGACCAGAUCUCGCGACCAUACGCGAUAUCGCCGAGCUCAAACUCGGCUUUCAGCAAAUGAGCUCGAAGAUCCAUCAAGCUACUAGUGCAGCCCCGCAAAUCGAGAGUGUACUCGCCGCAACCUCACGAACCCCUUUCACCAGUGCACUAAACAACGUGCAGCUCAAAAAGAUAGAGAAGUUGCCCCUACCGGAGUACAAACCCGGCGGAGACCCCGUCGAACACAUGAAAGCUUUCAACAUUGCGAUGGCACGGGCUCGUCUCUCCGAUGAAGAAAGGGACGCUGGCUACUGUAAACUGUUCGUCGAGACUCUCCACGAGCAAGCCCUGACCUGGUUCUCCCAACUCGAAGAGAACUCGAUUAGUAGUUUCCGUGACCUAUCAGCGGCAUUCCUCAAGAUAUACAUUAUGUUCACAAAGCGCACCGCUACUGCUUCCAUUCUAUGGAACCUGUCCCAAACUAAAGAUCAGAGCCUCCGCGACUACAUGGAAAAGUUCAAAGCAGUGGUCUCAAGGGUCGCGAUCCCAGACGACAUCGCCAUCGAUUCCCUGAUGAACACCUUGUGGUUCCGCUCCAAAUUCCGUGAGGACUUAUACCAGAAUCCAACCACCUCUCUCCAAGACGCUAUCGCUCGCUCUCACAAUUUCAUCCGAAUGGAAGAAGAUACAAAGGCAAUCAUCAGAAAGAUGAACGCGGCAAAAACUUCUGCGACAAAAAACGCCGACACUCGGGCAGAACCGCGUCAGCAUGCCUCUAGCGACAAAAACAGCCGUAAAGACGGUGACAUGUAUAUCGUCAACGAAAACAACGUACCGAUUUCGACCAUGGUGGUCCGAGGAGAAGGGUGGAACAAAUGGGUCAGAGAGCUCCACUCGCCUGACGAUCCAACUAACGCUGUCUGCAGGACUCAACCUGUAAUAGCAGCAGGUCCAACGGCGGGCCCUUCCAGAACCGUCGAUCUCUCCAAACACUGA